Molecule: messenger RNA, 3175 nt
Organism: Zophobas morio
Lineage: Eukaryota; Metazoa; Arthropoda; Insecta; Coleoptera; Tenebrionidae
Exons: 7
Coding region: 386-3175 (929 amino acids)
Source: RefSeq, a predicted model, not a curated record
ACAGAAAAUAUUAAAAAAAAAACAGGAUGACGCUAGAAAUCGAAGAGCACUUAGAGAAGCUCGUGUUAUACAGAAAAACUUGGUUUAUGUUGUUGGUAUCGCGCCAAGUAUAGCCAGUGAAGAUGAGUUAAAAAAACCUGAGCGUUUUGGGCAGUUUGGAACUAUUGUUAAAAUAGUCGUCAAUCAAAAUAAUAAUUAUAUAAACACUACUUACGGACCGUCUGCUACUGCCUAUGUUACUUACAGCCGCCCGGAAGAAGCGUCGCGUGCAAUUGAAGAAGUCGACGGCGCCAUUUGGGAAAAUCGACCUUUAAAAGCUUAUUGGGGUACCACCAAGUAUUGCACUUAUUUUUUACGGCACGUGCGCUGUCCCAACCCGGAGUGCAUGUAUUUACACGAAUUUGGUGAGGAGGCCGUCCGGCCUUCCCCUCGCCAGGGAAGUUCGUCUUCGUUUGCCCCUACUGGAGGCCGCGUGUCUCGGGCAUACGGACGUGACAUCCGUCAACCUUAUCCUUAUGAAAAUGGCAUGAAGUUUAUGGAAAACUCGGAUUGGGAAGACCCAGAAAGUGGCCCGCCUUCAUUAUUCCUUAGUGGGAAGGUCCAGCACUUAGCUUUUUCCCGUAAUCAUAAGAGUGCUGGUCUUAAAAGGAACUUGCCUUCUUACUCUUCGGGGUUGAAGCAGGCGCCUGGCUAUGGUGGUGGUACAAAUCCUGCUAAAAGUGAAAGUGGUGUGCAACUUGGGCCUAGUCCUAGCACCGAUAAGCACGUGAAUCUCUCCUCACGGCAAGCCCCUCAAAAACAUUAUAGUAACGAAACUCGUCUUAAAGUGUGUGGUUUAACUGAUCCUUGGGGAGGCGUGGCGGCCGAGAGGCAGAAAUCGGCAGAAUCUUAUCUUCGCAGUGGAAAUAUAAAAAACAACUCAUGUAUAAAUAGCACGAAGCUUCAUUUUCCUUAUAACCGCGCUUCUUCGUCAACAUCAACAUUUACAGCACCUUUGCUUCCGCACAUAAACAAGAGCAAAUCUUUAUUACUUUCCGCCAUACCCGCUAGCAAGCCCAAAUACAACCAUACCCCUUCCACCACCGUAUCAUCUGUAAACUUUAGAAAGGAAAAUGCCGCCAGCGCACCGCCCCUUACUGCUUCCGUUGGGUCGCCUCGCAAACCAGCGUGGGGUCUCUCUUUUCAGUCUCCUGUGGUAAAGGGCACAGAUUCUAACACCCGCGUUCUUCUUGCCCCGAAAACUACUAGAAAAUUUAGAAAAGUAGUUGCCAUGUCGCCAACAUCCACGUUUAUACCGCCUUUAGCAUCGGAAAAGGCGCAGUUGGUAAAGAUAAUGACCAACGAGGUUGUUUCCACACUGCCGUCACGGCAAUUAUCAGAGAAUAUCAGCGCACAAAUGGGAGCCGGUGAAGUAUCGAUUGUUAAAAAUAACUGCUCUCGAGCCCCAUGUAUGCUGGGGGGUGAAACUAUUAAUGAAUCUGGCGUAGUUUCGAAUGACCUUACUCCUGUGUCCCACAAUAAAACUUCGGAGAAUGCUCAUGUCGUUUGUAAGGGAAGCAACACAAGUAACAGCAAUGGUCAGCCAGAGACCUUAAAGGUUACUAACGAUAACUGUAGCACAAAACACAACUACAGCGUCGGAAAAACUAUAGACCCUUCUUUUAAUGAAAAUAAUAGUAAUGACUUUAGCAACUGUGAUAUUAACUUUGAACUGGAUGCUUUUCAAGCCCCGCAGGAAAUAAAUGAUUUAUUGUCGGAUGGUUUGGAUGUCGGCUUGCUAAUUCAGCAGCAGCUUGACCAGCAUAGGCAUCGCCAGCAUCGCUCGGAGUAUCCUCCCCCCGAGAACCAAGCUGGCGGUUGGCCCGUUAUGGAUAAUAACGCGCAGGCAUUACAGUACCCUUUUAAUUUACCCCCCUUUUCCGGCAAUCCCUCGGCCCUUUCUUUCAAUCACUCCUGUUGUUUCAGGGCGCCCAAAGAAGGCGUUAGGUCGGGCGGGUCAUAUAGAAAGAGUGAUGUCAAUUUUCCUGCUUUGAUUAACGACGAUGAUCUCUCUGUCGCUUGUUGUGAAAGAAAUGUUACCAAGUCGGACACUUCUUUUACAGUUCGUCCACCACCGGGCUUGAAUGUAGAUACACACCUGGAAACUCGGCGUCCUCCUGGCCUUUCAUACUAUAAAACUCCAUCAGAUAGCUUUUUACCUUUCGAAGAGAAAAAAGCAAACUAUUGGGAUGGAAAAUGCGAGAGUUUAGUUGCCUCCACCGAAAAGCUGUCUUUAACUGAUAGGGCGUCUGGCUUCAAAUUCACCGGCGAAACUACAAACUUAGUUAAUGGAGAAAAUUUUUCGGGAGAGGAAAACAGAAAUAAUAGUAUUUUUACAGAUACUAAUUCGCAACGUACCAUAUAUGACAGGGAUACUAAUGUCUAUAUAAAGAAUAGCAAUCAUGGUAAUAAAACUCUUAAUAGUAACGUAAGCAAUAAUAAUACAAACGGUAAGCAAGAAUUACGUCAAUAUAUAAACAAAGAUAUAAAUUCUGACUCGUUGCUUUUUACAAAUACAAAAUCUCUGCAGGACAACCUCCGUGCUCUUUUUCCUGGAAUUGAUAUAAGUUUCCCAAGAAUGAAAGGUAGCAGGAAUACGCACCCUUUAUACCAACGCGUUGGUCUACCUGAGAGAGAUUUAUAUAAUACCAAGCCUAAGCGUGGUGAUUGUCCAUCUUCUACUGAGUCUUUCCCCCUUAUAACUAAUUAUUUACCGCCACGAUACUCUCAACAUCAAAAUUAUGAACAUAAUCAAAUGCAAUAUUCGUAUGCCCCUCUAAGUUCACGUGACCGGCAGCGUCCACUGUUAAACAGCGGCCCUUCGAUUCAACCGCAAUGUACAACGUCAUCGACUUUAGACCCUUAUUAUUACAAUGGUUUAACUUACAUUAAUUUAUUAAAUCAUAAGAAUUCCGUGAAUGUUUCAUAUAAUGUCCCCCAAAACUCGGAGCACUCAAUAGAUCCUUUACGCCGACAAACAGAUUAUUACAAAUUUAAUCACAAUUUCUCUCAAACAUAUCCUACAGAUUCUUUUUUAGAAAAUUAUCAUCCUUUAAAUUUUCCUGAUUUAUCCACAGAUUCUACUACAACUGGCAGUGAUCGCGCUCAUUAUAAUUUGAGCAGUAAUUCAUUAUAA